AUGCCCAUCCCAAUUAUCGUCAAGGGCAUCGCAGAUGGCCUUGAUUCAAUUCCAUGGAUCUGGCCGGUCUUUCGCUAUGCGCCAUGGGUUCUCCUCAUUGUCGUGCUGAAGUACUACUUCGGCGGAGCCCGCAACAUCUCCGAAAGAUUGAUGCAUUCAAAAGUAGUAAUGGUGACGGGCGGUACAUCAGGAAUUGGCGCAAGUGUAGUCCAUGAACUCGCCCUCCGCGGCGCCCAAGUUAUCCUCCUAACGAGACAACCGCCCUCCGACCUCUUCCUUGUCGAAUACAUCGACGACCUCCGCCGCACGACAAAAAACAACCUCAUCUACGCUGAACAAGUCGACCUCACAUCCUUGCACUCCGUCCGCACUUUCGCCACGAAAUGGAUCGACAAUGCCCCUCCCCGCCGCCUUGACGCCGUCAUUCUUUGCGGCGGCAUCGCUCUCCCGUCUAGCGCUAGAACUCUGACUCCCGACGGUAUCGACGCCGAAUGGCAAGUCAAUUACCUCUCCAACUUCCACCUUCUCAGUAUUCUCAGCCCGGCGCUCCGCGUGCAGCCUGCCCAUCGCGACGUGCGGGUAAUUUUCACCACAUCGUCAGGGUACAUUGGAGCGAAAUUCGAUCUUGAUACCGUGCGGGGCGUGAACUCGAAAACGAAGAACGACUCAGCGCAGAGAAAGAAUGUUUACGCGAUGAGCAAAUUCGCGCUCAUGACCUUCGCUCAGUCUUUCCAGCGCCAUCUGAGUGCAUAUAAACGACCCGAUGGACUACCGAAUUGCGCGCGCGUUAUUGUUGUCGACCCUGGGCUUUGCCGCACGCCCGGAACACGGCGCUGGCUUACGGGUGGUUCGUUGUGGGGUCUGUUGGUGUACCUCAUUACCUGGCCGUUCUGGUGGCUUGUUCUGAAGUCACCGCAGCAGGGCGCACAGAGUAUCUUGUAUGCGGCUAUGGAGGAGAGCUAUGGGCGUGGACAAGGCGGGUGGAUGAUCAAGGAGUGUCGACAGGUUGACUACGCGAGAAAGGAUGUGGCGGAUGAGGAUGUUGGGAAGAGGCUUUGGGAGUUUAGUGAGAAGCAGAUUGAGGAGGCAGAGAAGGCUGGGGCUGUGAAGCGGGCGUUGGAGAAGAAGGAAAAGGAGGCAGAGGAGGAGAAGAAGGAGAGGAAAGAGAAGAGUUCGGAAAAGGCGCCGAGUGCUGGGUCAAGAAGGAGUAAGAAAAACAAGGCGUGA
Penicillium maclennaniae is the source of this 1227-nucleotide messenger RNA. RefSeq names its product putative oxidoreductase. The transcript is spliced from 2 exons. The coding region runs from base 1 to 1227 and encodes 408 amino acids. Gene Ontology annotation, molecular function: oxidoreductase activity. The record is from RefSeq and is a predicted model, not a curated record. Lineage: Eukaryota; Fungi; Ascomycota; Eurotiomycetes; Eurotiales; Aspergillaceae.